AUGGACCACGGUAAACAGGUUGAUGUCAUCUAUACUGAUUACAGUAAAUGCUUUGACCGCAUAGACCACAGCAUUCUCCUUGGGAAGUUGUGGGCGGUGGGUAUACACGGCGACCUAUUUUGUUGGUUCAAAUCGUAUAUCGAAAAACGAUCGCAGGCUGUUGUUUUACAAGGUUUCGCAUCGAGGUGGAUUAAUAUAACGUCAGGAGUACCGCAAGGAUCCAUGCUAGGACCGUUACUGUUUAUUCUAUUUGUGAACGAUAUUCAAACUUGCUUCCUACAUUCUAAAAUAUUAUUAUACGCGGACGAUAUGAAAAUCUUAAAAUAUAUCUCUACUAAAGAAGACUCAUCUGACCUACAAGAGGAUUUAAAUAGAUUUGAAGCUUAUUGUCAAAUUAAUAAACUUGAUCUUAACGUAUCCAAAUGUUUUUCCAUGACAUACUAA
Messenger RNA from Pieris macdunnoughi, 444 nucleotides. Lineage: Eukaryota; Metazoa; Arthropoda; Insecta; Lepidoptera; Pieridae. The record is from the annotation of a GenBank genome assembly.